AUGGACGUGCCACCUGCCGAGGACAAGGUGCUCUGCGAUUUGGAUCCGCGGUACUUUACGCCGCAUUUCGACGCAGUCGCGCAUGUACUCGAGUCGUUGCCGCUGCAGGCGGACGAAGUGAGCGACUUUUUGCAGUCGCAGAUUGGCGUGCUCGAUCUUGCCAAGGACGUGGUGACGGCCAAGCUCGCCGAAGACGUCCAGCGGAACCACACGACGUUCAUCCAGGGCAUGAACCAAGUGCAAGACGUCGACUUGGACUUGACACUGGCGCUGAUCCAAGUCAAGAACGGCCGGCGGCUCCUCGCAAGCGCCAAGCAGGACCUCGUCAUCAACCAUCUCGAGCUGGUCAAGCUGCGUCGCAACCGCGACCGUCUCCGGACCAUUGUCGACCACAGCUCGACGAUCCUGGGCUUUGUCCGCCUCGAGCACGACAUGUUGUCGCAUUUACAAGAAAAGGAUUAUGCGAGCGCGGUGGCUGCGUGCAUCGACAUUCGCCGGCAGCUGGACCAGUCACGCGAGCUGGACCGGUUCUUCAUCCUGCGGCCCGUGCGGCAGCGCAUGGCCCACGCACUCGUCGAGCUGCGCCAGCAUUUUGAGACGGCACUUGUGGGGCUCCUCGAGUCGUUUGAUGCGGCUGCGUAUGGCAACUUGCUGCGAGCGAUGAUGGCGCUGGACGCCGAGCGGUCCGGGCCGUCGACCGUGCCGCAAGUGCUUGUGCGGGGCGUCGACGACCUCUCGCGACAGCACAUUCAGCGUCUCUAUACCGAUGCGACCGUGAUCAAGAAGACCAAGCCAACGCAGUCGGUGGUCAGCAUGCUGCAAGACCUGCUUGCGUGCUACGAAAAGCUCGUGGGACUCUUGCACGGCUAUUACCUCAUCACGCAGUGGCACCGCACUCCGUUCAGCGACAAGAAUGUCGACGCGGCGUUCUUGCACCGCUGCGGCUUUGACGCGCCAGUUGAAGGGACCAAUCAAGCGCAUACGACAACCGACGAGAUGGCCGCACAGCACGCCGCGGCGUAUCAGCAGUACCGACGCAUUGUGUGGGAGCAAAUGCAGCAGAGCGUCGGCGACCUUCUCGAUCGCUUUCCGCUCACCAACGACUUCAAGAUGGAGCACCUCGUGUCGCUCGCCCACGCCACGCUUCGGUUGAUUAUGACCGGACACGAGUUUAGCGGCGACGACGCGUCGACAACGCUCACGACGGCGCUGAGCAACAAGUGCCGGAGCUAUCUCAAAUUGUUGCAAAAAGACAGCAUCGAGCUUCUCCGCAUGCUUUUCGACACGGAAAAGUGGGAACGGCUCUCGGUCGCGAUCGACAACCACAGCGGCGGCAUUCCGGCCCUCUUGGAGCAGCGCUCGGGGUACUCGCUCCCAGAUCUUAAGGUGGCCCAGCGCCUUUUGGAGCCACGUUCCAGUGACAGCGUUUUCAUGCACUACCGCGCCAGAGGCAACCCGUUCGCGCUGUGCUACCGCGAGAAGUACCUCGUGGUGCCCGCCAUGCAGCGCUAUGCGUUCGAGAACCGGCGCAACGACCUGGAGGCGGACCCGCUCGCCGACGAAGAAGACAAGAUGAUCAAGCGCAUGAUCGCGCUGGACCCGUACCUGCGCGGCGAGUCGGACUCGAGUGUGAGCUCGCCGCAGACAGAGGAGCUCAUUCGCUUUGGCUCCAAGCACGUCAUGUCGUCGUCCAGCCUCUCGGGCUUUUUACGCUUUUGCGGCGUGUAUAUGAAGCUCAUGGAGCAGCUGCCGCAUGUGGCGUGGGACAUCUUUCUCGGGCUCGCGUCGCUCUUUGAUUUUGUGUUUUACGCGACGUUGACGACCGCGUGUCCCGACAACUACCUCGCGCGGCUCUUGACGCGCCAAACGCCGAGCGAUCUCCAGUGCGAAGAGCUUCGCCAGCAGCUGAGUCGCAUCCAGUCCGAGCUUGGUCUUGGCUUGACGGCGCAGUCGGUACCCGUGCGCGUGACGCAGCUGCCGCCGGCGAUUGCAGCGUCCAGCGACGCUAAUCGAUUUGCAUUUGUCGAGCGCGUCGUUGCGAUCGAGGCGCUUGUCUUCCAAUGGCACGUGUUUUCAUCGCUCCACGCCGCGUCGUUGGCGCCUUUCGUGCCCGCCGCGCGCCAAGAGAUGAUGGCCACCAUGAUGACGACGAUGGGUGACGCGGUGAGAGAGGGACGGUCGUACGUCUACGCGGUCAUGGCGCCAGCGCUCAUCGCCGCGGCGUCGAUUCCGAGCAUGGUCGAGAAGGCCACGUGGGACACGCUCGAUCUCUCGGACCAGCACAACGAGUACGUUGUCGCGCUCGUCCGUCGCAUUUCGACGUGGAUUUUUUAUUAUGUAGGAACUUUGCAAGGAUCGGCGGUUCCGAUCCACGUCCGCGACGAGAUCUGGUCGUAUGUGGUGCGGGCCAUCAUGGAAGCACUCGUGGAGGGCUACGCGAGUGUGAAAAAGUGCUCGAUGGAAGGACGCGCGCUCAUGUCGAUGGACCUCAUCGCACUCCAGAACGGGCUCGAUCUGAUCAACCACGUGAGCAACCAAAACCAGACGCUAUGGGGCCGGUCCUAUGUCAACAACUACAUCAAGGCGUACUACUUGCAAGAAGCCGAAUUGCUCGCGUUCAUCGCUGCCAACAAGAAGAGUUAUCGCAAGGCGCACCUCGUGAGCUUGGCCAUCAACGGCGUCUGUGGUCUGCGACGCGGGACUCAAAAAGACUUGCUCCAAAAGAUCGAGCACAUUUACCGGUCCGGGACCACUUAAUCUGAAUCUUCAACGUGGUGAAUCUGUGGCUGGACGGCCAAG
Molecule: messenger RNA, 2799 nt
Organism: Saprolegnia parasitica CBS 223.65
Lineage: Eukaryota; Oomycota; Saprolegniomycetes; Saprolegniales; Saprolegniaceae
Exons: 11
Coding region: 1-2757 (918 amino acids)
Biological process (GO): endocytic recycling; retrograde transport, endosome to Golgi
Cellular component (GO): EARP complex
Molecular function (GO): SNARE binding
Source: RefSeq, a predicted model, not a curated record